Messenger RNA from Staurois parvus, 327 nucleotides. The record is from the annotation of a GenBank genome assembly. NCBI's taxonomy places the organism in Eukaryota, Metazoa, Chordata, Amphibia, Anura, Ranidae.
UUAGCAACUUAUAGCGGGACUGCGGCAGGCAUUCUGACACUGGGGGGAACUGACUUGGUGUCACUGACAUCACCAGUGACACCAAUACAGUGAUUAAUGCUAAAAAAAAAGCACUGACACUAUACUAAUGGCACUGAGCAGGAAGGGGUUAACAUGAGGGGCGAUCAAAGGGUUAACUGUGGGGCUGUGUCAGUGUGCUUCACUGUAAUCACACUGCUUUGGAUGGCUGUGCUGUGCACAGCCAUCCAAAGCAGUGUGCCCAAGCUGAGGAGGAGGACUGUUAGUAAACAAAACAGUUCUGCUCCCCGUCGGAGAUCCUUGGUAAAU